GGUAAUGUAUACACUUAUUACUUCUUAACAAUUAAAAACUGUCAUCAAGGCUGCCACCCUUGAUCACACAAUUGUUCAUUGUUUUCUAACCCAAAGUUGGGGACAUGACACAGAGAAUACCAAUUGAUGUUGCUGGAUCACUGUAAAAGCGCGCGGUUUUUACUCGGUCACAGGCAGUAUAGAUAUCUACCCUACAGUCAAUGACUUUUUCUAAAGGAUAUUUUCUGGUGAAAAUUUUGAAAGAGUCUGCGGGCCAAUUUUAUUCGUUCCUGUAUACAAAUGGGUUCAAAUUCAAGCUAUUGUACAGAGGCGAUCAACCAGACGUCUGGAUCAGGUGAUGGAGGCAGUUUUGAUUGCAAUAUAUGCUUAGAAUUAGUACAAGACCCUGUGGUUACUCUGUGUGGGCAUCUCUUCUGUUGGCCCUGUCUGUAUAGACAGCUACAAGAGCCCUCAAUAUACAAAGAAUGCCCUGUCUGCAAGACCACUGUAGUGGAAGAUAAGGUGAUUCCCUUGUAUGGAAGGGGCAAAGUGAGAUCGGCUGAUCCAAGGACAAAGUCGGUGCCCGAUGUGAGUAUCCCGCAUAGACCCUCUGGACAGAGGCCUCAUACAGUUAGGACUGAUACAGACCACCAUUACCAAUCCCAUGACUUCAAUUUUAUGGCAGGGCCAGGUCAUACGCCUGUUGGGUCCUUCGAAAAUAUAAUAUUUUCAGCGGGGUUUGGGCUGUUUCCUUCCCUUUUUGGAUUCCAAAUGCAUGGUUUUGCUCAUGCACCUUAUGGCAGUACGGAAAUGCCCAAUGGGUUUCAUCAUGGAGGUCCUCAGCAUGCAAUGAGACAACAUUGGCAGCAGGAGGCCUUCCUGUCAAAUCUGUUCCUAUUCCUGCUUUGUUGUUUAGUUGCCUGUCUUCUGUUUCUCUGA
Molecule: messenger RNA, 918 nt
Organism: Cryptomeria japonica (Japanese cedar)
Lineage: Eukaryota; Viridiplantae; Streptophyta; Pinopsida; Cupressales; Cupressaceae
Exons: 2
Coding region: 280-918 (212 amino acids)
Biological process (GO): ubiquitin-dependent protein catabolic process
Cellular component (GO): endoplasmic reticulum
Molecular function (GO): ubiquitin-like protein conjugating enzyme binding; ubiquitin protein ligase activity
Source: RefSeq, a predicted model, not a curated record